Molecule: messenger RNA, 2730 nt
Organism: Scomber japonicus (chub mackerel)
Lineage: Eukaryota; Metazoa; Chordata; Actinopteri; Scombriformes; Scombridae
Gene: hadhab
Product: hydroxyacyl-CoA dehydrogenase trifunctional multienzyme complex subunit alpha b
Exons: 20
Coding region: 68-2359 (763 amino acids)
Biological process (GO): fatty acid beta-oxidation
Cellular component (GO): mitochondrion; mitochondrial fatty acid beta-oxidation multienzyme complex
Molecular function (GO): enoyl-CoA hydratase activity; NAD+ binding; long-chain (3S)-3-hydroxyacyl-CoA dehydrogenase (NAD+) activity
Source: RefSeq, a predicted model, not a curated record
AGCUAACUGUGACAGAGCUGUGACAGGCUAGUUUCUGCUUCAGUACUGACUGACCUCCGCUCCCAAGAUGGCUGGUAUCAGAUCUGUCGGUGUUCUCUCCAGAUUGUCAUUACAGAGAUAUUCUGUAAUCUCAGGCAGUACUUUUCGCACCUUCUCAACAGCUCCAGCCAUGCUAGCCAGAACCCAUGUGAACUAUGAAGUCAAGGGCGAUGUUGCCGUUGUUCGGAUCAACGACCCUAAUUCCAAGGUGAACACACUGUCGGUACAAAUGCAAAAGGAGAUGGGAGAGGUCAUGAAUGAAGUGUGGGCCGACAAUGCUGUGCAGAGUGCUGUCCUCAUCUCCUCAAAGCCAGGAUGCUUUAUUGCAGGAGCCGACAUAAACAUGAUUCAGUCCUGCAACAGUGCAGAUGAGGUAACCAAGCUUUCUCAAGAAGGGCAGAAAAUGUUUGAUAUGAUUGAAAAAUCACCAAAGCCCAUCGUCGCCGCCAUCAAUGGUUCUUGCUUGGGAGGAGGAUUAGAGUUUGCCAUCGCAUGCCAGUACAGAAUUGCAACAAAGAGCAAGAAAACAGUUCUCGGUACUCCUGAAGUAAUGCUGGGUCUUUUACCCGGAGCCGGUGGUACUCAGAGACUCCCCAAAAUGGUUGGUCUUCCCAGUGCCUUCGACAUGAUGCUGACAGGAAGAAAUAUCCGAGCAGAUAAAGCCAAGAAGAUGGGGCUUGUUCACCAACUUGUUGAUCCACUAGGACCUGGGCUGAAGAGUCCAGAGGAAAGAACAAUUGACUACCUCGAGGAAAUUGCCAUUGAAUGUGCCAGAGGAAUCGUUCAAAAGAAGAUCCCUCUCCGCAAAGAGAAAAGCAGGAUGGAGAAACUUCAAGACUAUGUCAUGAGCUUUGAAAUGGUGCGGAAUAAAAUUUACAACACUGUCCACGGUAAAGUCAUGAAGCAGAGCAAGGGACUAUAUCCAGCACCCCUGAAAAUCAUUGACUGUGUGAAGGCUGGAGUAGAACAAGGCCCUACUGCUGGAUACUUAGCGGAGUCUCAGAAUUUUGGCCACUUGGCAAGAAGCUCAGAAUCAGCAGCCCUGAUUGGUCUCUAUCACGGUCAAGUUGCAUGCAAGAAGAACCGAUUUGGAACCCCUCAAAAAGAAGUGAAGACUCUUGCCAUCUUGGGAGCAGGUCUGAUGGGAGCUGGUAUCGCCCAGGUGACUGUGGACAAAGGGGUGCACACGAUCCUGAAGGACACCACUGUAGCUGGACUGGGCAGGGGAGAGCAGCAGGUUUACAAAGGGCUCAAUGACAAGACCAAAAAGAAGAGCAUCACUUCAUUUGAGAGAGAUUCCAUCCUGUCCAAUUUGUCUGGCAAGCUGGAUUACAGCGGCUUCGACAAGGCUGACAUGGUUAUUGAAGCUGUGUUUGAAGACAUCAGUAUCAAGCAUGCAGUCCUGAAGGAAGUGGAGGCUGUGGUUUCCCCUCACUGCAUAUUUGCCAGCAACACGUCUGCUCUGCCCAUCAAGGAUAUUGCUGCUGCCAGCAAGAGACCAGACAAGGUAAUUGGAAUGCACUACUUCUCUCCAGUGGACAAGAUGCAGCUCCUUGAGAUUAUAACUACUGAUAAGACUUCAAAGGACACAACAGCCUCUGCUGUGGCAAUGGGCCUGAAGCAGGGCAAGGUCAUCAUCGUUGUUGGGGAUGGACCCGGAUUCUAUACAACAAGGUGUUUGGCUCCCAUGUUGGCUGAAGCAGUUAGAAUAUUCCAGGAAGGAGCUGACCCCAAGAAGCUGGAUGCCCUCACCACAGGCUUCGGGUUCCCUGUUGGUGCCGCCACACUGAUCGAUGAAGUCGGUAUUGAUGUCGCCGCUCAUGUGGCCGAGGACCUCGGCAAAGCUUUUGGCUCCCGGUUCGGUGGUGGAAAUGUUGAGGUUCUGAAGACUAUGGUGGACAUGGGAUUCAAGGGCCGCAAAUCAGGAAAGGGUUGCUACACCUACCAGCCAGGACUCAAAGUCAAAGACGUCAACACAGAGAUUGACGACAUCUUGCAGAAAUACAAAUUGACACCAAAUCCUGCUGUCUCAUCAGACUCUGACAUACAGUACAGACUCAUUACCCGGUUCGUCAACGAGGCCGUGCUGUGUUUGCAAGAGGGUAUUUUGAACAAUCCUUUGGAAGGAGACAUUGGGGCUGUGUUUGGACUGGGAUUCCCCCCGUGCCUUGGAGGGCCUUUCCGCUACGUGGACAGCUUUGGUGCCGACAAGCUGGUGGAUAAGAUGAGGCAGUACGAAGCCGUCUACGGCAAUCACUUCACACCAUGCCAACUCCUACUGGAUCAUGCAAAGGAUUCAAGCAAGAAAUUUCACAAGUGACCUGACUUCACCAUCUGUGCCAGUAGUACUUACUAAUAAAACUGGGGCCUGCCACUAGAAUGUGCCUAACAUUUAUGUCAUGAGUGGGAAGGCAAAAAAAAUCGGAAAAUACAAUGUCUGCAGAAAUUAAUAAUGGAUAGAUUUUUUUUUUGUACUUUUACAUUAUUGAUUUCACUGAGGGUGUAUAGACUCCAUAGCAGCAAAAUAAAAAAAAUAAAAAAAUCCCAGCUGGCAAAAAAUAAUUCAUCAUUGCAUUGAUGAAUGUGUGCCUGCAAAUGUAUUUCUUUUUUCUGUACAUUAAAGACUUUAUGCGCUGGUUUGAAGAAUGAUGUAAAUGUGAAGUCGAAAUAAAAUUUUGUUAUUGAAUCAAA